AAGUAGCGUGAACCAUUAUUUUAAGGGAGAUUAUUCUUUUUGACAAAAUAUAAUGAAAAUCACCAACGGCAGUGUUGGUUGGUAGUCCUCUAAAUAAGCUUGUGGGCCUUAAUAUUUAUUUUAGUCUUCAUCAAAGUCAUCACGUUUUCCCAGCUGUUUACUUGAAAAUUGUCUGAGGCAAAAAAAGUAAAAUGGCUGAUGUCAAGAAGCUUGUGUUCUCAAUAUUAAAAUUUUUAGAUGACCAAAAGAAGUCAGGUGAAGUUGAUGAUGAGGCAGCAGAAAGUUUAGAAGUUGCCAUGCAAUGUCUAGAACAAGUUUACAAAAUCAACAUAACUGAAGAGGAGUUUGUGAGAAAAUAUAGCAUCCCAUACAACUUGUUGGAUAUUUUUAAUGCACAGCUAACUGAGACAGAAUCAGACCUCGCUUCUUUGUCCCUUCAUGAGGCAACACCAGUGCAAAAGGAAGAAGCUGAAAAACUGAAAAAUAAAGGAAAUGACUUCAUGAAAUGUGAAAAGUUUUCUGAUGCUUUGGACAGUUAUUCUCAAGCCAUUAGAUUAGAUGCUAGAAACGCUGUUUAUUUCUGUAACAGGGCUGCUGCAUAUAGCAAGCUCAACAAACAUCAACAAGCUAUAGAAGACUGUAAUAGAGCUCUUGCUAUAGAUCCAAGCUACAGUAAAGCUUAUGGCCGCAUGGGAAUAGCCUUUACAGCUUUAGAAGAUCACGAAAGUGCUUAUGAAUGUUAUCGCAAGGCACUAGAGUUGGACCCAGACAAUCAAAGCUACCAAAAUAAUUUAGAAAUAGCUGAACAGAAAUUAAAAGAAGCUGCAACACAGGCUGGGUUUAAUACGGGGCCUGCUGCUGGGUUACCUGGAAUGGGCAAUCUAGAUUUCAGUUCACUGUUUAGUGAUCCUAACAUUGUAAAUAUGGCAACCACUAUGAUGUCUAAUCCUCAAAUUCAACAGAUGAUGGCCAACCUAGUGAGUGGUGUCAACCCUUCUGGUGGUGGUGCUGGCUUAUCAAAUCUAUUGCAGGCGUCCCAGCAAAUGGCAAGUCAGAUGCAACAAGCAAAUCCUGAACUGGUUCAGCAUCUACGGGAACAGAUGAGGGGACAGAACAUAGGUGACAACAACGGUACCGAUAAACAGCCUGGAAGUGGUGACACAUAGUUUCUAAGCAGCAUUGAAUGAAACAGAUGCUGAAUUGUUUACAUGCCUUCUGUUGUUAAUGAAUUUCAAGCCCACUGACAAGUAUUGAGAAAAAGUAUAUAUAUAUAGAUUUAUAUUGUUUAAUGUAGAAAUGUGAUGGAUUGUGUAGUUUUAUACUAAAUUAUCCAUGACACUUGGAGCUAGAGAGAUUGAAAUAUUUUAAUACAAAUGUUUGAACUUAAAUAAUAAACAGUAAGUCGUAAGCAGUCUAAAAAACUUUUUUUUUUAAUUUCCUUAAAUUUUUGGUAUUGGGUUUAAAAUAAAAAACUUUUUCUGAUUUAUUUCUAUUGCUUUGAGUAUGCUGAUUCUGGCUAGUUGGAGGCUCUGAGAAUUGGAUUAACAAAUUAUAGAGAUGAGUGUUUGACAUUCCAACUUUAUUACACUCUUAGAUUAUAAUUAUAUAAUGUGUCAUCUCUAUAUGAUAUAUGGCAUAAGCUUUUGUUGUCAUCUAGAAUUGUAUUUUUAGUGGAGAGACUGUUGACAUUUAAGAGUCAUAAUGAAUGUAAUGCAAAUAAAAAUAUUUUUUUGCAAUCAUGCUGUAAAAUACUAACAUGUCACCACAUCAGUUUAACAUGUUGGAGCUGUUCUAGUGAAUGUUUAGUGCAUGUGGUCAACUUCCCUGUGAUGUACUCAAGUCCUUCCAAUUAUAAUUUUUUUAACUUCAGGACCAUAGGCCACCUUUCCUGCUUUUAAUGUUGUUUUUUUUUAAAAAGUUUGUUCACAUUAGAACAUUAAAUAAUGUUUCAAUGUUUGCCAUACUAUUUUUGAAGCUCAGUGUAAAAUGGAAUUCUCUUAACAGACACAUGAAAUUACAAGUUAUUAAGUCAUCAGUUAACAAAAUGAACAUUUCUAACGUAAUAAAGAACCUACAAACUUU
Physella acuta is the source of this 2082-nucleotide messenger RNA. Its product is annotated as small glutamine-rich tetratricopeptide repeat-containing protein alpha. The record is from RefSeq and is a predicted model, not a curated record. Gene Ontology annotation, biological process: post-translational protein targeting to endoplasmic reticulum membrane. Gene Ontology annotation, molecular function: molecular adaptor activity; protein binding. NCBI's taxonomy places the organism in Eukaryota, Metazoa, Mollusca, Gastropoda, Physidae. Gene Ontology annotation, cellular component: membrane; TRC complex.